AAAACAAAGAGUUUACCAGGUCAACCACGAAGAAAGUAUUAGGGAAAACUACGGUUGAUUAUCCUGGAAAGAUAAAAGAGUCAAAGGAAGAAGUCUUAAAAAGGUACUUCUGCUGCCUUUAAUAACAUGAUGGAGGAUUCUCAAGCUGAGAAAAGGAGGCUAUCAUUUAAAGACGCUUUGUUAAAUAAAUACAGCGAAGACCAAAGUGAUGAAGAGUUGUGCUUUAUACACAUAACCGGCUCUCCAAAACAAAAGGCCUCUUUUGGCCAGUCAGAACACUUUCACAAGAGAAUCAUAACUCUUGAUGACUGUGGUAUCAACUGUGCUGGUCCAGUUGGAGAGAUUGCAUCCAUGUGUCCAAAUGUAGAAGAACUUGAUCUGGCCAAGAAUGACCUUUCUGACUUUCAUGAGGUUUUUCAAAUAAUCCGUCAACUCCAGAAACUUGAGUUUCUAAACCUGAGUGAAAACUUCUUGCCACAUAAGAUUGCAGAUUUUACUCCAUUACUAGGAGAACAUCCAAAGGAGUCACUUCCUUCAGUAAAAAAAUUGAUCCUAAACAACACUGCUGUGCCACUGGAAACAGUGAACUCUUUGCUGAACUGUCUCAGUGGGGUGCAGGACCUAUACCUCAGCCUGAAUGGCUACGAGUGUAUUCCAGAUUGCCCAGAACAAUAUCCAAACAUCAAGAGCUUGUCAAUCAACAAACAUGCCAUCACACAAUGGGAAGAGAUUGGAAAAAUUGGAUUCGUUUUCCCAGGACUUGUGGAAUUACGAAUGUCUGAGUGCCCUCUGGAAAACAUUUCUCCAAAAGAGGUUCCUCAACAGUUUCCAAACCUGAAGGCGUUGAACCUAAACAACACUCUGCUAGAUACGUGGGAAGCCAUUGAUGCGCUUAAAUCCUUCCCCAUAUUAACAGAUGUCAGUGUGAUGGGAAUUCCACUGCUGUAUCAGUACACUGACCAACACAAACGACAGCUUCUUAUUGCAAGGCUCCCCAACAUACAGAAACUAAACAAAACCAAGAUAUCUGCAGAGGAAAGAGAAGAUGCUGAAAGAUUUUUCAUUCGACAUCACAUGGAUGACGAAAGUCCACCUUUAAGGUAUCUUGAAUUGGUUGGAACUCAUGGAAUGUUGGACCGACUGGCAGAGGUCAACUUGAAAGCCAAAAAAACUGCUACAAUAUCUCUGAUAUUUGAAGAUCAACCUGUCUGCGAGCAGGAAAUUAACCUUAUGCAGAGCACAACGAGCCUGAAAAAGUAUGUCAGUGAGAUCAUCGGAAUACCUCCUCCAGGCUUUAAGAUACUUUACAAAGACGUGGGGUUGUGUUUUGGUCUCGAAGAAAUGAAAUAUGGACCCAAAAAGCUCUACAGGUACAAGAUUAAAGACGGAGAUGAGAUCCAUGUGUGGAGCCGUUGACACGCAAAGAUAGAUUCCAAAGAGACUGUAUUUACGUCUUUUUUUACAUUAAGACUGUUCACUAGGAACUCUUAGUGAUCAUAUGGAGUACAGCCAGUGUAUCAUUACC
Molecule: messenger RNA, 1525 nt
Organism: Pocillopora verrucosa
Lineage: Eukaryota; Metazoa; Cnidaria; Anthozoa; Scleractinia; Pocilloporidae
Product: tubulin-specific chaperone cofactor E-like protein
Source: RefSeq, a predicted model, not a curated record